Messenger RNA from Coregonus clupeaformis (lake whitefish), 5104 nucleotides. Its product is annotated as rhotekin. The transcript has 12 exons. Gene Ontology annotation, biological process: septin ring organization; signal transduction; mitotic cytokinesis. Gene Ontology annotation, cellular component: actomyosin contractile ring. NCBI's taxonomy places the organism in Eukaryota, Metazoa, Chordata, Actinopteri, Salmoniformes, Salmonidae. The record is from RefSeq and is a predicted model, not a curated record. Bases 1076 to 3040 code for a protein of 654 amino acids.
UUUAGCUAAUUCAGGCAGAUGUUUUAUUUCUAGAGUAGGGUUGGUUUAAAUAUAUUGAUUUGUUUGAAAUGUCAAACAUCAACUAUUUAGAUUUUUCUAUUUGCAUAUUGCGGAUGGUAUUGAGGUGAAAUGUUGUCAGAGUGCCUGAUUGAAAUGCGGAUUUUGAUUUGGAUAGAUAGUAAUUUUCAUAUUUUCCAAACAUAGCCUACCUCAGGGUGAUCAUUUUAGACACAUUCCAGGGAAUGACAGGUCCAGAAACUCACACGCACCAACUGCCACACCAAGUCUCCAAAUGGCAAACAGGCGAUGAUGUAAUCUUGAAAUGUUUUGAUUGAGCGAUGGAAAUUUGGCGAGGAGAGAGAAAAGAGAGAGAGAGCGGGAGAGACUUUAGGGAUUUACGGUACUGUCGUGACACAGUAGCCUAGCUGUGGACUAAUGUGCCAUAAGAAAACAAUGGACGCCUACCUUUAACACAGAAACGAUUUGAGUCGUUUGGAAUUUCUCGGGAAAAGUGACUGACUGUUUGAUGUGUCACUAUUUCGAAAACCGUUGUGGAAUCGGACGCACAUGCAGUCUCUUUAUUUUGGAUGUCAUUUUCCAUAGUGGACAGAUAAAAUGUAGGUACAGUCAGCAACGGAUUUGACAGACGCACUUGCAACCUUAUAUUCAAACCUUGCCCAUGCUCCAGCCUUCUUUGUCGGUGUGCACACACAGCACACCGGGUUAGUUCUCCCUGCGGUCAGUCUUUACCUGCCCGGUGCUGAAGAGCGAGUCGGAGGGGCUACAGAUUACAGCGCAGAGAUGAGCUCGGGCAGAUGACCGCCACAUUCUCCGAUGGUCCUGCGCGAGUCAGCGGUAUCCGUUUUUUGUGAACGGACCACAAUAAUACAAAAACAUAAACUGUAGGAGCCUAGGCUACAACCUUUCUAAAGAUUCUUGGAUAUUCUAUCAAUGGAUUUAUUAUAUCUUGAGGAAUCUCAGAGUUCUGGGUGUGCGGGCUGUUUGGGACGUUGCAUGUAUCCUGGUAUUUCAUAAUCGUGUUGCCCAUUUGGAGAGAGUUCGUCUUUGAACUACCAUGGCCAGCGUGAAUAACUCAACGAAUCGGCGGGACAGUGACAUCCAGAAAAAGAUAGACCAUGAGAUCCGGAUGCGUGACGGGGCCUGUAAGCUGCUGGCUGCCUGCUCCCAGAGAGACCAGGCCCUGGAGGCAGCCAAGAGCCUGCUCACCUGCAACACCCGCAUCAUGGCCUACAUGUCAGAGCUGCAGAGGAUGAAGGAGGCCCAGGUCAUGCAGAGGGUCGCACAAAGGUCAUCAGACGCAGGGCCCAUGGACGACAGACUACCCUGUAAGGGAAAGGUGGCCAUCUCAGACCUGCGGAUCCCACUCAUGUGGAAAGACACCGAGUACUUCAAGAACAAAGGAGAGCUGCAUCGGUGUGCAGUGUUCUGUCUGCUCCAGGUGGGAGGGGAGAUUCACGACACAGACAUGGUGAUGGUGGACCGAACACUCACCGACAUCUGCUUUGACAACACCAUCGUCUUUAGCGAGGCCAGCCCUGGCUUCGAGCUGCGAGUUGAGCUGUACAGCUGCUGUUCGGAGGAGGACUACUCGGCAGGGAGCACGUCCAGGAAACUAGCCAGCAAACUGAGCAGCUCUCUGGGCCGCUCGGCAGGAAAAAAGCUCCGUGUUGCCAUGGACCCUGGAGCCUGCAGCCCCACCAGCAAUGGAGGGGGAGCCACACUACUGCUACCUGUACCUACAGUGGCGGGACCUAAGUACCACCUCCUGGCCCACACCUCCCUGUCACUGUCACAUGUCCAGGACAGCUUCCGCACUCACGACCUCAGCAUCUCAGGCAACGAGGAGUGUCCGUACUGGGUGCCUCUCUACGGCAGCAUGUGUUGUCGUCUGGCUGCUCAGCCUCACUGUAUGACCCAGCAGAUGAUGAGCGGCUGCUUGAAGGUCAAGCUUCUCUGUCUCUCAAAGCAGUUGGGAGGUGACCCUCAGAGUUGGACCAAUGUCUACGGCGUCCUUAAAGGGACAAACCUUUUCUGUUACCACCGGCAAGAGGAUAUGGAGGCUAACGUCGAGCCAGCCUUUACCAUUGCCAUCAACAAAGAGACGAGAAUACGUGCGUCAGAGAAGGACCCCCACAUUAAGGCCCAGAGCAUCUGCAUCAGUAACCAGUACGGGGGAGAGGAGGUGACACAUACACUCUCGGCAGACAGUCGCGAAGAGACACAGCGUUGGAUGGAAGCCUUCUGGCAACAGUUCUAUGACAUGAGCCAAUGGAAGCAGUGCUGUGACGACUUGAUGAAGAUUGAGCUGCCAUCACCCCGGAAACCAGCCCUUGUCACGUCGAAACAGGGUUCUCUUUACCACGAAAUGGUUAUUGACACCUCUGAUGACAUCAGCACGGUGACGGACAUCCUGACACGGCGGAUGCAGGAGCUGGAGCUGAGGAGCCAGCUGGGGACCUCUCCUCCCUGGAUGUCCCUGUUCGAGGAUUCUCCUGGUGGCACCCGCACCCCUCGGCUGGCCCGCCACAGCCCCCGCUCCCCCCACCGCCUCCCCCACAGCCCACUGAGCCCCCUGCGCUGCCCUUGGCCCGGCCUGCUCUCCUCAGAUGCCAGCCUGACCUCGGACAGCGACAGCCCCUGCAGCACCAGCCCCUGCUUCCGCCACCACGGCUGGGCCGAACCCCUCCCCCUCUCCUCCCCCUCCUCCCACUUCCGCCCCCGCACCCUCUCCCUGGACGCCAAGCUCAGCACUCUCAGGGGAAGGGGGUAUGUGGGGGUGUUACAGUGCUCCUGUCAGCCCCCUUCCUCCUCCUCCCUCGCCCCCAUCCCGGACCAAUGCGUCCCCCAGGCCACCCUGUCCUGCUCCAGCUCCACCUCCAGUAACGGCUCCAGCGAGGGCAGCCACAGCCCUUCCUCAUUGGAUGGUACCCCUUUCUCACGCCCCUCCUCAGCCCGCCGGAGCCUCAGGAACCUGAGAGCCAAACUGGACCCCCGAAAUUGGCUCCAGAGCCAGGUAUAACCCACCUCAGACCCCCACUCAUCUAAACCGCCUCCAGAGCCUGGGAUAAUCCACCUCAGACCCCCAGAUCAUCCAAAGUCCUGGUAAGAAGUGGCAGGAAGGAAGCCUGUCCCAGUCCCUCAGUUGAGAGAGCCCUGGUAUUAACUGGAAUGACUUUAGACUAAGGACAGGAGACAUUCUGCAUCCAGGUCUUCACUGGGCUGUGUGAGUGUCAGUGGUCCACAGAACAUGGGAGUCUUCUGCUUGCCUUUCUAAUGGUAAUGCUGGUUAGGAAAUUGAAGAGAAAAUGUUUUUUGUUGAUAUACACGCAAUAUCUCUAGGCUAUGCGCAUUUGAAAUCUCCAACUGAAAAGGGCAGCAUCUGUCAGUCAAAGACUAGAGCUUCCUCGUCAGUCAUCCAAGCCAUACACCCCUCAAUAGGAACAUGAUUUCAUAGCACCGUGUUAGUUCAGCUGCAGUAUUUACUUACUGUAUGUGCUGUAUUUGGGUUUGCAGUGUUUGGGCAGGGCAGUGAGCAUGUGGCCAAGUGAAUUGUCAGUGUAUGGGAAUGUUUAGUGUACUCAUUUGAAAUGUUGAAGUGUCUAUAUGUGGUCAUGGGGUUGUUGUUGUUGUUGUUGUUGUUGUUGUUGUUACCUGUACCACAAAGGCUCACUGAUUUAUCCAAAUGGCUAGACCCAUCACCUGUAAUAUGAAUUCAUGCCUAGAAGGAACAAGUAUACUUAUGCACCGAUUUGCUUAUUGCAAGUCAAAGAAUGCGUUGCUGGAGAUCUUAACUGCUCAGAAGGUGAAUGAAUUGAAAGCUCAACUUAAUGCAACAGUUCUCCUAUUAAUUUACUGUACUACUUGUUACUACUGUGAUAACAUCAGGGUCACAUCGAGCUUCUGCAAGGUUCCUACAACCUCCCCUGUAUUCAUUAACACAUCGUAGGCCAACUACACACCAACCAAUAUUUAUGUAAUUAUAAUGAAUUGAUGUAAGCCAAAGGUAAUGUACUACAUAAACAUGAGAACCCAUAUUAACUCGUGUUACACUGCCUCAUUGCAGUAUUGCAUGCAAAUGUACUGACUUUGAAAUCCGGGCCGGCCCCUACAGUUAAGUUGUAGGCCUGGAUGGUUUUGGAAUGGAGAGGCAUAGUCUGUGGAUGUCCUUGUCAAUCUUAAAAUGCCCCCACUAGCAGGCAAGGAUUUCCUCACAACGAUACUCUGUUGAUGAAACCAAUACUCUACAUGGAGAACAGUGUUGCGAGGUGGUUUAAACCCCAUGCUACAGCUCUUCUCAGGUCCCAUUGAAAUUGUCUAUUCAAGUGUAUUUCAAUGUCAUCCAGUUAGGUUGGCAAAUGUUAUCUAUUUGAGAACAUAGAACCUGGGAAUGCACAUACAUGGGUGAAGAGUUUAGGAAUCCCAUCUCUGACCUCGUUGAUUUAUAGCGUAGAUUGUGGUACAGUCAUAACCUUAUGUCCUGCAAGCCAGUCCCAGAAUUUUGCUGCAAUAAAAUAUAUAUAUAUAUAUAACGUCACAAUCGAUUAUGCAAGUAGGCAAUACAGGAACUAUUGAUCUAUAGCAAAUAUUGUGUUUAGCUUUUUCUUAAGAUAGAUAGUGCAGUCUUUUACCUGAUAAGAAAUGCAAAGCAGGUGAUUGUAGUAGUUGUUAAAUGAUGAUAAGGUGGGCAGGGGUAGGUGUGGUUGGCCCCCCUGGUCUAUGCAGUGAAGCCCUCCAUGUUUCUGUGUUUAAAGGACUGUAGGCUAUGACAUGUUACUGUGUUCCAAGGGCUCACAGCUGGCUCACUCAGUUUUCCUCAUUAAAACAACUGUAAAUGCUUCAAAGUGGCAUUUGUUACUGUAAAGUUUUUUGUAAGUUAACAAAACACUUCUUUCUCCUUUCUUUUUGUUAAAAUAUAUUUAACAUGAUUGAUUUUGUUAUAAAUACAGCUAUAUUUAUAUAUUAUUUUAACAGAUGAUUUCAGAUCUAUAACUGUGUCCGGUAGAUAACGUUGAAUGUUAACCAUGCAAGAGUGUCCUGUGUUGUUUAAAUAUGUAACAUAUCGAUAAUAAAUGAUUUAUCAAUU